This is a messenger RNA of Synchiropus splendidus (mandarinfish), 1608 nucleotides long. RefSeq names its product transmembrane protein 43-like. Gene Ontology annotation, biological process: nuclear membrane organization. The record is from RefSeq and is a predicted model, not a curated record. Bases 67 to 1287 code for a protein of 406 amino acids. NCBI's taxonomy places the organism in Eukaryota, Metazoa, Chordata, Actinopteri, Syngnathiformes, Callionymidae. The transcript is spliced from 11 exons. Gene Ontology annotation, cellular component: nuclear inner membrane.
AGUGAACUCUGUCUCUGUCUUAAUGGCAAGACACGUCUUUCUCACACUAGUAAAAAGAAAGAACUGAUGGGUUUGUUCAUUGUCACUCAUGUUUCUCCCCAGUUCUCUGGGAGCAGACACCCAAACCAAUACAGACGUGUUGGGUCCAAACCCGGCUUCCCAGGCGGAGGCUCUGCAGGGGGCGCUGUUGUGGGCGUCAUCCUGAGCUUGGUGUCCUGUUAUCUUCUCUUCACUAAUGAGGCUCACGCUGUCCAGACAGCGGCCUCCGUCAGAGAAGGUCUGGCAGAGGUGGUCUCUUUGGACAAACCUCUCAGCGUUGAUGAGGUGAACAACAACCGUUUGGUUCACUUGUCUGCGCAGCUGCAGACCUCACAGCCUCUCCACGAUCCCAACUACAAUGUGGUGGUUCACGCAGUGAAGCUGAGGAGGCAGGUGGAGAUGUACCAGUGGGUGGAACAGCAGCAGAGCAAUGACGUCGUAGAAAACGGAGAGACCAAAACGGAGACGACCUACUCAUACAACACCGAGUGGAAAUCAGAGUUGGUCAACAGUCGCAAUUUCGAUAAGGAGAUUGGCCACGAGAACCCGAGCGCCAUGGCGGUGGAGAGUGCGACGGUGGUGGCUCCUGAAGUCAAGGUUGGCCCCUUCACUCUGUCCAAAGGUCUGGUGGAGCAGAUCGACGACUUCCACGUUCUGAGUCUGAAGGACUUGAGUGCGUUGAACGUGGUCACCUUUCUCACCGUCCAUGAUGACUAUCUUUAUCACACUGACAACGUCAGCCAUCCUCAGGUUGGUGAUGUGCGGGUGAGAUUUUCCUUCGCAGGACUGAGCAGCGACACGACCUUCCUCGGUCCAGCUCAGACUGUCAGUGUAGUGGCCAAACAGAGAGGAGGUCAGCUGAUCCCCUACAAGACCAGAUCUGGAGACGCCCUGGAGAUCCUGUACGAGGAGGAUCUCUCUGCAGGGGAGGUGUUUGAGAGGGAGCUCCAGUACAACAGCAAGAAGACGUGGGGUCUCCGGCUGCUGGGAUGGUUCCUCAUGUUCCUUGGUAUCCAGCUGGCCAUGCGCAUCAUCUACACUCUAGUGGACUGGAUCCCUCUUCUCCGAGAGCUGGUCUCCGUGGGACUGACCAUCUUCUCUCUGUGCAUCUCCUCCUCUCUGUCUCUUCUCAUCAUUGGAUUUGGUUGGCUCUUCUACCGCCCCCUAGUGGCUGUUGCUCUGGGCGCCCUCGCCAUGGUUCCUGUGUUUCUGGCCCGUUCCAGACUUCCUGCCAAGAAGCAUCAGUGACUAGUAGAUGGAAGAUUGGGGGUGGCGUUUGGGUGACCCUCACUAUGAUGGAGAGAGAGAGACUAUGAUGAAAACGAAGUCAGGUGAAACACGAGAUGAAGCCAUGAACUAGACUGUUGUGAUGGAAUAUUAUUUCUGAAGCUAAUGGAAAGUUCUUCCUCUCUUGUUUUUAGACCUCUUGAGUGCAGACUGAGUUUCUCACACCUGCUCAAGGUUGUUGUUACUUUCUUCUCCCUUGUUAUCAUUGAUGUUGUUGUCUACCCCUACCGUUCAGCGAAAUAAAAUGGUUGUGCGCUGAGAGUAUGAACUCUAUUCUUUAUU